AUGAAUUUCGUUGCAUCGGUAUCUUCUGAAAUUGAUGAAUACUACCCAGAAGAAAGAGAAGCACUAUUGAAGCUGAGAGAUUCUCUAAGCUCAAACUCAGAUUUGCACGGGAAUUGGACUGGUCCUCCAUGUAUCAAUAACAGCAGCAGAUGGGCUGGCAUUGCUUGUUCAAAUUGGCAUGUUGUUCACAUUGUCCUGCAAGGAAUUCAGCUAGCAGGUUCCCUUCCACCUUGUGCAUUUCUACAUAACAUAACUUUCUUGAGCAAACUUAGCCUUAGAAACAACACACUCUCCGGCCCUCUUCCAAACCUCACAAACCUUGUCUACUUGGAAUAUGUGGUUUUGUCCUACAACCGCUUCUGGGGUUCAAUUCCAUUGGAGUAUAUUGAAUUGCCUAACCUGAGAGUGAUAGAGUUGCAGAGCAAUUAUUUAGAUGGACACAUUCCACCUUUUGACCAACCCACCUUGAGAGCAUUUAAUGUUUCUUAUAAUCAUCUUGAGGGUCCGAUUCCACAAACUGCUGUGUUACAGAAGUUCCCCAAAAGCUCCUACGAUCAUAACUCAAAUCUUUGUGGGAGUCCUUCGGAAACAUCAUGUCCACCCCCACCUCCAGUAGUCAUUGCGCCAUCUCCUUCACCCCUUUCCCCGAAUAUUCCACCCAAGAAGAAGAACAAUCUCCAAGCAUGGAGUUUUGCUUUGAUCGUGGCUGCUUCAGCGCUGGUUCUGUUUCUCGUCAUAUUUGUUUCCUUAUGUUAUUCCAGGAAGGUGCAUAGAAAACAAGCAGCAAAGGAGGAACAACAGACAGGAGAUGGUACUUCAGGGUGGGCACAAACGAAAAUGCCUCAUUUGCAGAGCUUGGGGGAUCCUGAAAAGAGGGUUGAGUUGGAUUUUUUUGACAAGGAAAUGCCAGCAGCUUUUGACCUGGAUGAUUUACUAAGGGCAUCUGCACAAGUGUUGGGCAAGGGGAAACUAGGCACUACAUACAAAGUAACACUGGAAUCGGGUCCUGUUGUGGUGGUGAAGAGACUUAAAAACAUGAAUGAGUUGAGCAAAAAGGAAUUUACCCAACAGAUGCAAUUGCUAGGGAAUAUGAGGCAUGAAAACCUUGUACAGAUUCUCUCUUUCUACUAUUCCAAGGAGGAGAAGCUGGUCAUCUCUAAGUUUGAGUCUAGUGGCACUUUGUUUGAACUUUUACAUGAGAACAGAGGAGUUGGAAGAGUACCUUUGGAUUGGGCAACAAGACUAUCAAUAAUCAAAGACAUAGCAAAGGGUCUCACAUUCCUUCACCAAUCCUUGCCUUCACAUAAGGUCCCUCAUGCCAACCUGAAAUCGUCUAAUGUACUAGUCAUCCAGCGAAACAGCCAAAACUACCAUUUGAAGCUUACAGAUUUCGGAUUCUUACCACUUGUGCCCUCUCGAAAGUACAAUGAAGAUCUAGCCAUCGGCAAGUCACCCGAGUUUGCUCAAGGGAAGAAGUUGUCACAGAAAUCCGAUGUCUAUUGCUUUGGUAUAAUCCUAUUGGAGGUCAUUACUGGCAGGAUCCCAGGUGAAAUCUCACCGGGAAAUGAUGAAACGAUGGAUGAUCUUUCUGAUUGGGUUAGAAUGGUGGUGAACAAUGACUGGUCCAUAGAUAUUCUGGAUGUAGAGAUACUGGCAGCAAAGGAAGACCAUGAUGAGAUGCUGAAGCUCACCAAGAUUGCACUAGACUGUACAGACUUGACACCGGAGAAGCGGCCAAAAAUGAUUCAAGUGUUGACAAGAAUAGAAGAGAUUGACUGA
This is a messenger RNA of Prunus armeniaca (apricot), 1779 nucleotides long. The record is from the annotation of a GenBank genome assembly. Lineage: Eukaryota; Viridiplantae; Streptophyta; Magnoliopsida; Rosales; Rosaceae.